Hydra vulgaris (swiftwater hydra) is the source of this 1584-nucleotide messenger RNA. Its product is annotated as G2/mitotic-specific cyclin-B-like. Gene Ontology annotation, molecular function: cyclin-dependent protein serine/threonine kinase regulator activity. Lineage: Eukaryota; Metazoa; Cnidaria; Hydrozoa; Anthoathecata; Hydridae. Gene Ontology annotation, cellular component: cyclin-dependent protein kinase holoenzyme complex; nucleus; cytoplasm. Gene Ontology annotation, biological process: regulation of cyclin-dependent protein serine/threonine kinase activity; mitotic cell cycle phase transition. The record is from RefSeq and is a predicted model, not a curated record.
UCAAACUUUUAUAAAUAAUAAUCCGUUAGAAAUUCAAACGGCAAUAUUUCUUUCUUGAAGUUGUGUCACUUUCAAAACAAUAUUUUGGUAGUUAUUUCAAAAAAACAUUAUAACAUGGCUGGUGUUCAACGAAGAAUAAUGAUAUCUCGAAAUGAGGAAAAUCUUAACAAUAAAGGAAUUGGAUCCAAAAAUGUCCUUGGCGGUAAAAUUUCAAACUCCAGAACCGUACUCUCAAAUAUCUCAAAUAUACAAAGAAGACCUCAAGUUGUUGGAAAAAUAAAAAAAGAAGAUGGAGUCGCACUAGAGGAAAAGGCUCCUUUAAAUAAAGGUUUAGGGAGAAUGGUUUCACAAUCUAAUCUUAUUAGUGAUGUUCAGCUAAAAACUACAAAAAUCAUUCCUGCUUACCAAGAUAUUGCUGAUGUUGAAGUUCCGAUAAAUGCUAUGAUAAACUCCUUUACAGAGUUGGAGGUAGAUGAUAUUGAUCUUGAGGACUUAGGAAAUCCUACUCUUUGUGCUGAAUAUGUAAAAGAUAUAUACAAGUAUAUGAAUAAACUAGAACGAAGAUUAGUGCCCAGUGACUAUAUGGCUCAUCAAGCUGAAAUAAAUUUUAAAAUGAGAAGCAUAUUGGUUGACUGGCUCAUUCAGGUGCAAUCAAGAUUUAAUCUUUUGCAAGAAACUUUAUACCUUACUAUCUAUAUUAUAGAUAGAUAUCUAAGUAAACAAAAUGUUAAGCGUGCGGAACUUCAAUUGGUUGGUGUGACAGCAAUGUUAAUUGCAUCAAAAUAUGAAGAAAUGUAUGCUCCUGAAAUUGGAGAUUUUGUUUAUAUAACUGACAAUGCUUAUUCUAAAGAAAAAAUUCGUCAGAUGGAACAAAAAAUGCUAAAAACUUGUGAAUAUGAUUUCAGUAAUCCAUUAUGUUUGCAUUUUCUGCGAAGAAAUUCAAAAGCUGGAGCUGUCGAUGCACAAAAACAUACUUUAGCUAAAUAUCUAAUGGAGUUAACACUUGUGGAAUAUGAGUUUAUUACUAAACUACCCUCUGAAAUUGCAGCUGCAGCAUUAUAUUUAGCAUUAAAGCUAAUAGAUGAUUCAAAUUGGACACCAACAUUAGCGCAUUACAGUGGUUAUACAGAGGAUGAAAUAUUAUCUACUGUUAGUAAACUUUCGAUUUUAACUCUUUCUAUGGACAAUUCCAAAUAUCAAGCCGUUAAAAAUAAAUACUCUGCCAGUAAAUUCUUACGUAUUAGUCAUAUACCUCAGCUUAAAGGACACAUUCUGAGUAAAUUUGCGGAAAGAAAUUAGGUUUAUACAUAUUAAUAAUCUAUUUCCUUGUAAAUAUUAAAGGCCCGUGGUGCUGUUUUAAUUUUUUGGUUUUGUAAAUAAAUUAAUGCUGCUAACCGAAUUUUUAAGUUAUCUUUUCUUUGUCGCUCGAAAAAUAAUUUUUGAUUUUAUUUCAAAACGUAUUUAAUGACUCUUUUUGUAUACCAUAAGUAUAUUUUAUUUGAGCUAUUGUAACAUCAUUAGAUACUAUUGAUGAGAUUUAUUUUGUAAGUAGUUUUUCAGAAAAGAUAUUUUACUGAGUUUUUA